Jatropha curcas is the source of this 1433-nucleotide messenger RNA. RefSeq names its product Putative membrane lipoprotein (gene EDA8). The record is from RefSeq and is a predicted model, not a curated record. Lineage: Eukaryota; Viridiplantae; Streptophyta; Magnoliopsida; Malpighiales; Euphorbiaceae.
AAAGUUAAGAAACCCUGAUUAUCGAGUUGUGUGAGAUCUGCAAAACAAUACAAAGGGAGCCCCUCUCUUUCUUCUUCUUCUUCUUCUUCUUCUUCGUUAGAGAGAGGGUUUUUCACCAGAGCAAAAAAAACAAAGAUUGCCUUACUUGGAUCUAUCUAUAUAAACAUCUUUCUCCUUUUUCUAUUUCUAUUUUAUUUUUUCAAAAUAUGAGGAUUCGCAAGAACGCAAACCUCUCCUCGCUCAUUUCUUCGCACGCUUCCGGCCCUGAGUCCCUACAAACACACGUGUGCCAGCUAAACCAAUCACCAUGGGAUGUGAUUCCUUUCUCUCAAGAGACUUACCCAUCUUCGCUUCACCAGUUCGAAGAAGAAGAUAGCUUUAAUGGAAAUGGGAGCUUAGGUAAUUCUAUUGGUGCCGUUGAGAGCAGCAGCGUCGCUUCGUUAAUGGAGGACGCAGAAGACAAGGCAGCGAUGACGGUCGAUAAUAUGAUUAUCGACGAUAAUUAUGAAAUGGAAAGGAUAGCAGAGAAGAAGCGAGUAUUUGACGAUUACCAAGAAAUGAAGAUAGGUAGCGAAUUCAAGUUGAAGAAAGGCGGAAAACUACAUUGCUGCAAUAAAACCGAUGGCAAAGGCUGGCAUUGCAAAAAUGAAACUAAAGAAGGUCACUCGAUAUGCGACCAUCACUUUAUCUUGCUCAAAUCCUAUAAUAAUGUUUCAAAUUCUUGUAUUAGUCUCCCUACCAGUCCAUCUACUAAGAAACAAGAAAAAGUUAAUCUCGCUGGAGGUCGUCGCGGCCGGGGAAAGGCAGCAAAGAAAGGGUCAUCGUCGACAUCGAAUCCGUAUGAAUUCUAUUAUUAUUCUGGGUUUGGGCCGUUGUGGGGAAAGAGAAGAGGAGGAGAUAAAUUCGGAGAAGGUAACAAGAACGAAAGUAAAGAAAGUGAGAUUAAUGGCAUGGACAUUGGUCCUCGAAAUACGACGCCGUCUCCUACUACUUGUUCGUCAAUUGAACAUCACGAAGAGUUCGAUUUUGUGGAUGAAGACGAUGACGAUGAAGAGGAUAGCGAAAAUGGCGACAGCGGGGCCAAGAAACGGAUGCGGAAACCUGUAAAAGCAAGAUCUUUGAAAUCGCUUAUGUAAAAGAGGGUUUGGGGCAGAAGGGAAGGGAAACGAAAAUGCUAGUUAAUUAUUUUUAUUUUUAUUUUUAUUGUUGUUUUAGGGUUAGGGUGUUUGUUUGUUAUAAUUUUGGUGCAUAGUUUGUUCUGUGGUAUCAUGGGUAAUGUUAGACUUUCUCUGUAACAUGACAGUAGGAGUAAGUUUAGGGUGUGAACGAAGCAGACUGCAGACUUUGCACCUUAGUCAACUGUUGCCCCUAAAGGAUGGGUAGUUUCGUAAUUUAAGUUUUCCUUUAUGUAGUUAGUAUAUUUUACAUUUUCC